AUGAACACCACACGCUUUGCAUUCUCCUUUCAGCCCGUGCUGCUUAACGCCACCGAAGACUUCGACGACUCCAUCCCGGCCAACCGCAGCGGCGAUGGAUUUUGCGAGCAGGUCUUCAUCAAAGCCGAGGUCUUCUUGACUUUGGGGAUCAUCAGCCUGCUGGAGAACAUCCUUGUCAUCCUGGCAGUGCUGAAGAAUGGCAACCUGCACUCUCCCAUGUAUUUCUUCCUCUGCAGCCUGGCUGUGGCAGAUAUGCUGGUGAGCAUGUCCAACGCCCUGGAGACCGUCAUGAUCGCAAUCCUCAGCAACGGCUACCUGAUCAUUGACGACCGCUUCAUCCAGCACAUGGACAAUGUUUUUGACUCAAUGAUCUGUAUUUCUCUGGUAGCCUCCAUCUGCAACCUCUUGGUCAUAGCCAUCGACAGGUACAUCACUAUUUUCUAUGCCCUCCGUUACCACAGCAUCAUGACGGUGAAGAAAGCCCUGACCCUCAUUGUGCUCAUUUGGGUGGCUUGCAUCAUCUGUGGCAUCAUUUUCAUUGCCUACUCGGAGAGCAAAACUGUCAUUGUGUGUCUCAUCACCAUGUUCUUCACCAUGCUGCUGCUCAUGGCCUCGCUGUACGUGCACAUGUUCCUGUUCGCCCGCCUGCACGUCAAGCGCAUCGCGGCGCUGCCCGUCGAGGGCGUGCCCCCCCAGCGCACCUGCAUGAAGGGGGCCGUCACCAUCACCAUCCUCCUGGGGGUCUUCAUUGUCUGCUGGGCGCCUUUCUUCCUCCACCUCAUCCUCAUCAUCUCCUGCCCCAUGAACCCCUACUGCGUCUGCUACACCGCGCACUUCAACACCUACCUGGUGCUGAUCAUGUGCAACUCGGUCAUCGACCCGCUCAUUUACGCCUUCAGGAGCCUGGAGAUGAGGAAGACUUUCAAAGAAAUCGUGUGUUGCUGCUAUGGCAUGAGUGUGGGACAGUGCAUGCUGUAA
Messenger RNA from Vidua chalybeata, 978 nucleotides. It is a transcript of the gene MC3R, whose product is annotated as melanocortin 3 receptor. The record is from RefSeq and is a predicted model, not a curated record. Gene Ontology annotation, cellular component: membrane. The coding region runs from base 1 to 978 and encodes 325 amino acids. The transcript has a single exon. Gene Ontology annotation, molecular function: melanocyte-stimulating hormone receptor activity; peptide hormone binding. Gene Ontology annotation, biological process: G protein-coupled receptor signaling pathway. NCBI's taxonomy places the organism in Eukaryota, Metazoa, Chordata, Aves, Passeriformes, Viduidae.